CUUCGUGAUCCGCCUGCGUUGGCCUCCCAAAGUGUUGGGAUUACAGGCGUGAGCCACCGCGCCCAGCCUACUUAAAAUCUUUUGAGGAAAAGUGCUAUAUCAGAAAAUAAACAUGAGCAACCCAGUUACGUAUUACCAUAUAAUCUGAAUAUGUUUUACAUUAGUUUAUGCCCCUCCUUCUUAGAAAGGUUCCCUAAUUGUCUGAACUGUGUUGGAGUUUUCGUGGCAUGUGCAGUGUUUGUGGAGAACUUUUCCUGUAUGGUCAUUUCCAAGUGUCUGAAGAAUCUGAUAUCAGUCCUUCAGAUUUUAGAAGGUAAAGAGAAAAAAACACCCAUAAAUCAAGUAGGCAUAGAAUUUAAUAUAAGAAGUGAAUCGGGAUAUGGUAAAAAGUUGUGAUAGAAUGAAAACUUUCUGAACAAUGAUUUGGGGAAAAUGCAAUAAGACUUUUAAGAUGUCAAUCAUUCAUUUACCCAUUAAAUUGAAUAUUUCUUGAAUAUUGAUUGUAUGUUCAGUGGGAAGAGGUGAGAUGGAAUGGGGAAGAAUGUUCGAGACAGAGAACAGCACACCUGAAAGGAAGCAGAUUUGAGGAUCUGAAAGUUGUUUUAUGAUUGGAGGGUAGAGUUGGAACAGAAGGGAUGAAAAGGGAUGAGUUAGUCAGGGUACAGAUUGUCCUGGACUUAUAAGCCAUGUGAAGGAAUUUGACGUUUAUCCUAAGCACAAUAAGGGCCAUAAAAUAAUUGUGGGAUGGGCAAAGGCCAGGUCUGUGUUAAGAAAGAGUAAAGAAUGGAUUGAAGGAAAGAGAACAAGUAGAGGAGGGCAGAUUGAUUGUGUGGCCACUUAUGGGAAUCACAGAAAUCAUGGUAGCCUAAACUCGAGUAGAGUCAGUGGCUUUAGAAAGCUGAACAUGAAGGCCAGGAAACAAAAGAGCCAGCUAGCUGAAUGACAUGAUGUGGGGAGUGAGGGAGGAAGAGGAAGCAGGGCAAUUGGUGAUACUUUUUCUUCCUUGACACAAAGAGUACCUAGGAGGAGAAGGUGAAAGGGGUAAAGGAUUAGUUCCAUUUUAGUUGGUGGGAUAAAGGAACUUGUGAGAUAUACCUAUCAAUGUAUUUAUCGCUAUACCUAUCUAUAUAUCAUAUCCAUGUAUCCUUAUCAUCCUAACUAUUCCUCUCAUUUAUUUUUUAUUUCAAAAUAAUUUCAAACUUAAAGGUCACAAAAACAGUAUGAAGUGCUUUUUGUUUUUUUGGAAUCUUUUGAGAGUAAAUUGACAAUAUGAUGUCUCAUUACUUCCCAAUACUUGAAUGUGCAUUUCCUAAAAGCAAGGACAUCUCCUACAUUUAUGUUUUGUCCCAGUGAUGUCCUUUACAGCAAAAGGAUCCAGUCUAGAAUCAUAUGUUGCAUUUACUUGUGAUGUCUUUUUAAUCUCCCUCCAUCUUGAAUGGUUCCUCAGUGUUUCCUUGACCUUCAAUAUCUAGACAUUUUUGAAAAUUACAAGCUAAUUAUUUUGUAAAACAUCCCUCAAUUUGAGUUUGUAUGACAUGUUUUGCAAUUAGAUUCAGGUUAUGAUUCAGGAAUUUUUGCUAGGAAUAUCACAAUAAUUAUGUGUUUUUUUCAUUGCAAUCUAUCAGAUGGUGUACAACUCCUGUUUGUUGCAUUACUGAAAAUGUCAACCAUCAUCAGUUAUUAAUUUUGCUGUGAGAUGGGGAAGUAGAUGCAUAGUGUACAGAUCAGCUGAGGCUAUACAGAAGAGUAAACAUUGAGUAUUCCCUCCCCCUCUUCUGGUGAAGAGAGAACGUUGACAGCCAUAGGAGGAGGAAGGUUUGCCUCAUUUUAAGUCCGGAUGUGGUUAAAGCUUAGGAGUGGGAGAAGAGAAGGGAUUUCACUGAGACAAGUUGAUUUGAGUGAAGCCGCUACUCUUAGACAACUUUGCAUAAAACAGCUGCAACCUCCUCUUCCCAUUCUAGUGACAUCAAGACUUAAGAAGAUUGAAAAAUGUCCCAUCUUCAGAGGAAAUCUAGGAGAUACAACAAAUGAGCAGAGAAUGGCAGCAAGAGGCAAAACUUUGGACGUAGAAGCCAGCCAACCUUCGGAGACCAACAAAGAAAAUUCAUCCAGUGUGACUGUAUCAGACCCUGAGACGGAAAAUAAGGCAGGCCAGACUCUGGAGAACAGCUCAUUAAUGGCCGAGCUCCUGAGCGAUGUACCCUUCACCCUGGCCCCGCAUGUGCUGGCAGUGCAGGGCACCAUCACUGACCUUCCUGACCACUUACUCUCCUAUGAUGUCAGCGAAAACUUAUCACGGUUUUGGUAUGAUUUCACUCUUGAAAAUUCAGUGCUCUGUGAUUCAUAAUCUUUAUGUCUGUUUGCACCUUAACAGCUUUAAAAUAUGUUCACCUAUUUUAUUUGACCUGUUUGAUGUUCUUUGCCAUUUCACUGUUUAAGGCCCUCAGCAAAGUAAGGAUCAUAAAGCAAAGAAAAUAGCAUUAUGUUAAUUACUCUAUUUUUAAGAAAAAUGUACAUUUGUGUACAAAUUGAACUUAAGUUCUACUUCCUUUCUCCCAUAUUAUAAAUAUAAAAAUUAGGCUAUGAAGGUUUUAUGAAAGGAGUCCAUUCCUUCAGAUGGUCUCUCAAAAUAUAACACCUCAAAUUUAUCUUAGAAGAACUGUGAAAAAGAAUUGUGGCAUUUUUUAGUUACCACAGCUCCAAAGUCUGAGCUAGAAGUGGGUGUGAAGUCUCCUCUCUGGUUUGUAGGAAGUUGAAUUAGUGUUAUUCCCGAUUUUUUUUCUUCCACAGUGUUUAUGAAUGAAUUCAGAAAAAAAGUUGCCAGUUAGCUUAAUUUCUUCAGACGCAUUGACGUGGAAGUGUAAAACUUGUCCUAAACAACAGUGCUAGUUUGCUGAUACGAGAAUGCUAGACCUGCUCUGCGUGCUGUUUCUGGAGUGGCCCAUUUCCGUUUUCUGAAACUCAUGGCAGCCCUUUCCAUUGUGAAUAAUUCUUAUGUUCCCACCUUUGUUCUCUGCCUUUUUGCUACUUCAGUGUGCUCUCUGACCAGCUUUCCAAAGAACUUUCCCUGCUUCUGCCUCGGUUGGCAUUUGCUCUCCUUACCACAUAUGUUCCCCAGUUUCUGAAGAGAUCCACAUUUCCUUUCAACCUCUCUGCCUCCUGAAGAAAAACAUCCCGUGAUGAUACAUAUUAUUGCUGAUAACAUCCUUAUUUAGAAAUUUGUUGGCCACAAUACAGAUGGAAAUGUUUUACUCCUGGAAAAACUAAAAUCAACUCAUUUCCAAUUAGAGUAUAGGCAAAACACCUACAUAUGACAUUUAGUUCUUGAAUAUCCAUUGUUUACUUUAAUGAAAACAGAACUGCUAUUGGUCGAUAAACUGUAAAGGGAAGAGGCAAAUUGUGAUAGAGAAUUUUCUAUGCCAUGGGAAAUUGAAAUCACAUUCAUUUUGAUGACCAGCAAUAUGAUUUAUUAACUCUGUGCCAAGUUUUAAGUAUAUUUUUUCACGAAGAGUGCCAUAGUGAAACUAAACACUGUGCAUAAAGGUACAUGAAUUAUUCCAGUUUUAAAGUAUUAUUAUGCAUGUUUGUUUUAAUAAAUGUGGCAUGGUUUUAAUACAAAUGCUAUGUUGUUUAAAAGUUACAGGAACAUUUCUAUUGACAAAAAUAUGCUUCCUUUACAUAUUAUGUUACCCUAUGAUGUUAAUGAUUAAAUUAGAUCUUUACAUAGUUUUUAUAAAGCAUCGGUCUAGGAAAUAUGACUUAUUGCUGAUGCAAAUGUGAACAUUUUGUAGUAGUUUUGUAAAAGCACAUCCUUUUCAAAUAUCUAUGUUAAUGUACCCAUGAAACUAAAUGCAAGUACAUAGUCAGUUUGUCUAGUUUAUGUGUGAAAUUUUGUCUAAAAUACCUAAACAUUUCAUCUAUAUUUAUGUCUACCAUGUUAUCAAUGUUUAUAAGUACCUUCAUGUGUCUAUAAAAAUGUUAUAUUUAAAUAAAUGUGAAUUAAAAUAAAAUUUUUGAUUAUUUUCAGAUCCAGAAAAA
Molecule: messenger RNA, 4038 nt
Organism: Cercocebus atys (sooty mangabey)
Lineage: Eukaryota; Metazoa; Chordata; Mammalia; Primates; Cercopithecidae
Gene: UMAD1
Product: UBAP1-MVB12-associated (UMA) domain containing 1
Exons: 5
Coding region: 1838-2347 (169 amino acids)
Source: RefSeq, a predicted model, not a curated record